AUGGCAUGGAUGAAUCAGACACUGGUCACCGAAUUCUUUGUGCAAGGAUUCUCUGAAGCUCCUCACCUUCGUUUCUUGUUCUUUUUCUUAUUCCUAUCCCUUUACACAGUGGCCCUCUCAGGGAAUAUCCUGAUUUUUGUUACGAUCAGCUUUAAUUCCACAUUACACACACCUAUGUAUUUCUUUUUGGUCAACUUAGCUGUGGUUGAUGUCCUCUGUACCUCCACAAUUCUACCAAAGCUGCUUGAGAACAUGAUGGGCAGAAAGACUAUUUCCUUUGCAGGUUGCAUGGCCCAACUCUAUUUCUUCACUUGGUCCUUAGGGGCUGAGCUGCUGCUCUUCACAGCUAUGGCUUAUGACAGGUAUGUGGCCAUCUGCCAUCCCCUCCACUAUAGCACCAUGAUGAGCAAGAAGGUGUGCUUGCUGUUAUCCACUGGUGUUUGGUCAAUUAGUAUCCUCAAUACCAGCAUUAACAGCAGCCUUAUGUUUCGAUUGUCUUUCUGCCACUCUAAUGUAGUCAACCACUUUUUCUGUGAGAUCCCCCCCUUACUCAAGCUCUCCUGCACCCCUACUUACCUGAAUGAAACCAUGGCCUUCACAGCAGAUGUGUUCCUAGCUGUGGGGAAUUUCAUAAUCACGAUGCUCUCCUAUGCCUGUAUUAUCUCCAGUAUCCUGAAAAUCCGUACCACCGAGGGCAAAAAGAGAGCCUUCUCUACUUGCUCCUCCCACCUCAUUGUGGUCAGUAUGUAUUAUAGCACUGUAAUUUACACCUAUAUACGGCCAUCUUCCAGCUAUUCAUUGGAUAAGGAUAAAAUUGUAUCUGUGAUAUACACUUCAGUGGCUCCUACCCUAAACCCUCUUAUUUAUACCUUGAGGAACAAAGAAGUCAAAGCAGGACUCAAGAAAGUGUUUUCUUUCUUCAAGAGAUGA
Monodelphis domestica (gray short-tailed opossum) is the source of this 930-nucleotide messenger RNA. Its product is annotated as olfactory receptor 13G1-like. Gene Ontology annotation, molecular function: olfactory receptor activity; G protein-coupled receptor activity. NCBI's taxonomy places the organism in Eukaryota, Metazoa, Chordata, Mammalia, Didelphimorphia, Didelphidae. Gene Ontology annotation, cellular component: membrane. The record is from RefSeq and is a predicted model, not a curated record. Gene Ontology annotation, biological process: G protein-coupled receptor signaling pathway.